GUUGUCCGUGCUCUCGCAAGCGCCAGUGCCGAUACUCUGCAGAACUCGCGCUCGGUUUGAUCCAGUUUCGAGCGGACGGGCGUGUGCGUGUGUGUUGCGUACGCGCGUGCUCCUUCGUCAGCUGCUGCGCGCGCCGGGUGUUGGUCGGCGGCGGAGUGCGCUUUUUCGGCCGUCGGAGGCAGGUUGGUGUAGCGGGGCUACACGUGAACACAUCGUGCGGCGCGGCCAGCGACGAACACCGACGCCGUCUUUCGUUCGCACGGAGAGAUCGUGGUGUGUGGCUCGUCGCGAUCGAGCUAGGACGCAUGCGUUCUUCUUGGGCGUCCGAGCGCCGCCCGCAGUCGUCGCCGAAGCACCCCGCCACGGAAGGAGCCUCCCGCCCGCCGCAUCGGCAGCCGAGGUGUCCAGCAGCCCGCGUACCGUACCGCCAUGGCCCAACAGCCCCGCGAGAAACGGCGCUCGCUGCUCCGCUGGCUGGUGUCUCGGUCGCGGGACCGCAAGACGCCGGCCACCACCGGUUCGUCGUCCGGCAACAACUCCCUGCCCCUGGCCUCGCUGCCAAAGUCCCACACCUACUCGGGCGCCUGCUGCAAGGCACCCCAGCACCGAGCCCAGCGGUCCCUGAGCGUCUACGAUGUUCUCGGCGACCCGCAGCAGCCGGCCGCGCCUAAAGGUGCGACGGACGACGCGUCCCAGCGGCCCCUGCUGGCGCUGUGCAGGCUCUGCUUGACCGUCGUGCCGUCGUCGGCGCUGUACCGAAUGACGCGCUGCGGAUGCUACUUCUGCCUCCAGUGCACACGUCAGUACCUGACCGUCAGCAUUCGCGAUGGCAAUGCGUACAUACCAUGUCCUGAUGACAAGUGCCCAAGUGGAGGUGUCUUUGAGUCUUCAGAGAUUGAAAAGCUUGUCGAAAGGGAUGUUUUAGAGCUUUACCUCCGAUGCAAGCUUAACCGAGAUGUGGAGAUGGACCCCAACCAAACUUGGUGCCCUGGUCCAGGAUGUGAGAGCAUCUGCCGUGUCUUCCCACCACUGCGUGAUUGUGAAGCAUCGCCUGUCCACUGUUCGAAGUGCAAGCUCACCUUCUGCUCCUCAUGCAAGGAGCGCUGGCAUGCAUACCAGUCCUGUGAUGAGUUCCGGAGGCAAUUUUCUGAAGAUGAAUUGGCCAACCUGCCAGGCGAAGAAUCUGGCCUGAUCAAGCGCUGUCCACGGUGUCGCAUUCCCAUUGAGCGGGAUGAAGGUUGUGCUCAGAUGAUGUGCAAGCGCUGUCGACACGUGUUCUGCUGGUACUGCCUUGCCUCCCUCGACGAUGAUUUCCUGUUGCGGCACUAUGACAAAGGGCCCUGCAAGAACAAGCUGGGCCACUCACGGGCAUCUGUCGUCUGGCACAGGACUCAGGUUGUGGGCAUUUUUGCCGGAUUCGGCUUCCUUUUACUGCUGGCCUCACCCCUUCUCUUGCUGGCAGCCCCAUGUCUGCUGUGCUGCCGGUGCAGUGGCUGUCAUCGCUGCCUCGACCCUGAGCCAACAACCCUCUGAACUGGGUGGCUGUGCUAGACUCUUGCUAGACUCUGAACCAGAUUGAAAGCAAGGAGAAGACUCCUACUUGCACGAGCAGUGGAGAAGCGCACAUCGGCGUGCUAUGAUCCACAGCUGGCAUCUUCACUGACCGCCAAAUAUGCUGUCUAUAGCAGAUUGUGUUCUGAGCUUCACCUCCACCUGUGACUGUCAUGAACUGUCGGUGUCAAGACUGAAAAUAACAAUGGCAUCGAUGUGGUUGUGAAGCAGAAGCCUCCUUUUUUGAAGUUGUGGCUCCAACACAAGCCUUUGGAAGCUAUCUCUGAACGCUUGUCUCACCUGUGAACGGAGUCGUGAGCCUUAUGGCAUGGACAGCAAGCUCACUGAGAGCAGCAUGAUGGCUGUUCCCUCUCGUGGCAAGUGCUUUUUGUGAACUAUGAGACAUCCUGUGCAAAGCGAGGAGGAAUUGGUUUUGAGCCGGUGUUGGCACAUUGGUGUUACUGCAUUUGGCAGUUACCGAAAUGCCAUUGCAAGGAUAUUGAAACUUUGGAUUAAGAAUGUGGAAUGCUGACUGUAUAGAGCAAAAUCAACUAAUCUCCUCAACAGCUGUCGUAACAGGCUACAAAAAUGUAGACAGGCGCUGAAGUGCUCCGAGUAGUACUGAAACAUAUAGAAAUCACACUUGGCAUGUGCACCAUUCAUUGGUGACAGAGCUUUCAACUGUAAAAAAACCUCUUAUGAAAAAUGCUUUCGUGGAAAAACUUUGAAAUAAAGAACACAAUGUUGGUGUGGCAUUGCUCUUGAAAGCAGUGCAUGUGAGAAGCAAGAUACAUCAAAAUGUUGCCAGAACAAAUUCUGGUAUUCUCACUUCCAAUGCGAGAUUUAAUGCUACAUAGCAGUAUACAUAAACAGCUACACAACUGUGUUUGGCCAGCUCAAACAUGCACCAGAAGUUGUAAUAAUAUGCUGUCAUAGUGAAUUGUAAGCUUCUGCACUGGGCAGUCAUUAAAACGGUUCCUUUCUCAGUUUUCACUGGGACAUUUUAGCAGCAAAAUGCAAAAAAUAUCCAUGUAGUGACACAGUUCAGUGUUUGCUUGUAAAAUUUAGCCCAAUGUAUUACUGCCCACACAAUUUUUGGGGACGCGAAACCAAGCAGUAGGAUAGAUAAAGAGGUCCUGUUGUAGACAUUUCAGCAUCCUAGUACCAGUUGAGCUAAUGCAGCAAACAGUUGAGAGCAGUUUCAUCCUUACUCAAGUCACCCAUGCCACAGUUCUGAACAAAUGCAGCAGUAGGUUCUUUGCAGAAGAGUUGUCACCCCUUGUCCUUAGUUUGUAAGGAGGGGGUUCUGUCUGUAUUUCUUUUCUCGAUGCCGUCCGUGUUCCGCUUGGGACUACUGUUCUAUUAUGUCCACUAGUUUCACUGUGUCCAGCUAUGUUUAGCAGUGUCGUAGCUGACCUGUUGGUAGAUAAUCUGUAGCAUGGUUCCUUAGGCCCUCAGCUGCUGUGGCAACUUCUGUGCCAUUUAGACAGCAUUGAAUAGUAGUGCCGAUUUGGCUUUAUGAAGCUUUGUGGGCCGAGUGAAGUGCAGAGGGUCUUCUCUGAGAGUACAACAUGCUUCACAGCUCAAAGUUCUUGAGAAUGUAGCUGCAGGCUAGAACCCUUGUGAGAAAGCCAAAGGCUCUUUAUUUGUGGUGCUAUACAUUGUCAUCCUGGAACAAAAAAGUCGUGGAGCAGCAAGGGAACAAUGUACAUAGUGUUGUGUUAUGCUGUUGGAACAAUUUGUUUAAAGAUUUCUCCAGAUUUAGAGUGGCAGCGGAGAUUUCUGACCUUGUUCACUGGUCCACGUUGGAGGAAACUGUUCAAUAUAAGAUGUGGUGAUGCUUGGGAUCUAGUUGGCACUCUCUAGAUGUGAACUUUCUUUUUCUGUUGUUUCUGUGGCUAGUUGGGUUUACAGUCAGUGAACCUAUGUACAUAAAUGGAUGCACUUGAUUUCUGUACAUAGGGCAAAGUUUAAACUGUGCAGAUGCUCUUGCAAUGUUUGCAGAAGAGUGGCAACUAUUUGCAAAUGCUAAUUAAGAUAUGCAUGCGUACUGCACACUUAUCUUCUGUGAUAGCUUUCAGAGCAGAUUAGGUCUAGCAGCGAGCAAAGCGGGUCUUGGAAAGAACCAUCACGCUGCGAGUUCUCUGAUGCCUAUGCAAUGCAAAACAUGUUGUUGGCUGUAAAUAUUGCUUGUCUAAAAAAAAAUCAAAGUAUACUGAAGUCAUAUCAAGAUAUUGCAAUCACCUCACUUAAUGCUUCACGUUUUAUGUAUGCACAAGACUGCUUUAUGGUCACCAGAAAUGAACCCUUCAGAAUGGCUUUCGUCAAGUCACCUUGCCAUUAACAUGACAAAGAUGGAUAAAAUAGUUGCUAAAUGUAUUAUUGGAAUAUUAAUGUGCACAAAAUUUUUGCAGAGAACAUCAUCUUCAACUUUCAGUUGCAGUGGCCCAGAACUUUAGGCACUGAUUUAAUUACAUCCCUUGUCAGAGAACUACAGUACAACCAUUUGCAAGAAGAUGCAGAUAAGGAAUGCACGUGCAACAGCACCGUCACCCAUGACUUGGCUUUUGAAAUGUGGAGUGGUCUAAUGUGUUCUCGCCAUUGCAACUGAAAUUGUAAUUUUUGAAACUAUCACACGAUGAACUUAUGUUACCUGUUGGUGCCUUCAAAGCUCUGGGCCACGUUAACCACCAAAGCACAGCAGAUGUAAUGCCCAUUUACAACCAGUGAAAGUGACUGUGCCCGUCUUGGAAAAAACCUGAACUUGCUAGUGAGUAGAUCCCUGGAAGGGCCUCGCCACCAUGAGGAGGGUUUUAAAGUGCUGUUAAUGGUCAAGUGGCCACAUGCAAGUUUGUUCCUGUUUUUGUUUGCUUGUUGGCUGCUGGAGCUAAGAAGGUGGGAAUACCUAGUCGUCACAAGCUAGUCUUGACUGAUGGGGAGGGAGAUUACAUUUUCACUUUGUGCAAACACGAAUAAAAAGACCUGGGCCUCA
Dermacentor silvarum is the source of this 4543-nucleotide messenger RNA. RefSeq names its product probable E3 ubiquitin-protein ligase RNF144A-A. Gene Ontology annotation, biological process: ubiquitin-dependent protein catabolic process; positive regulation of proteasomal ubiquitin-dependent protein catabolic process; protein polyubiquitination. The coding region runs from base 430 to 1533 and encodes 367 amino acids. The transcript has 9 exons. Gene Ontology annotation, molecular function: ubiquitin protein ligase activity; zinc ion binding; ubiquitin conjugating enzyme binding. Gene Ontology annotation, cellular component: cytoplasm; ubiquitin ligase complex. NCBI's taxonomy places the organism in Eukaryota, Metazoa, Arthropoda, Arachnida, Ixodida, Ixodidae. The record is from RefSeq and is a predicted model, not a curated record.